UCAAUGUUCUCCGAGUCUACGUCUAACAAGGGGUGUUUCGCUGUUUCUUUAUCGACACAGUUGUCUCAGACUCUCAGCUAAUUCGUUCGGUACUUCUUCCUAAAAUCACAAAUCAUGCCGUCUGAUGAACGGAAACCUCUUGUCAGUCAUGAUUAUGGGGGAGAUCUGGCUAAUGUUGCACAAGUUGAUGAAGUUCCUCCACCUUAUGGAUCCACAAGUGACACCAACUCAUGGACAACAGGAGCAGCCCAGUUAAACGGAAACCCAAUGGUUACUUGUAGAGUGUGCCAAGCUCUCAUUGAUAUUUCCGGCAAAAAAGAUCAACAUGUUGUUAAGUGUGCUGAGUGUCACGAGGCCACACCAAUUAGGAAUGCCCCUCCAGGGAAAAAAUAUGUAAGGUGUCCUUGCAACUGUCUCUUAAUAUGCAAAGCUACUUCUCAAAGGAUUGCAUGUCCUAGACCCAUUUGCAAGAGGAUCAUCAAUCUGACACCAAACCCAACUAACCCUUCCGUUCCAUCGGUUCCUGGAAUGUGUCGCGUCACAUGUGCUCAUUGCCAUGAUACAUUUCUGUUCAACACCCUGACAAAUGCUUUAGCUAGAUGCCCUCAUUGCAGAAGAGUAUCAUCUGUCGGACCGGAUUUUGCUAGGAAGCGGGCCACAAUUUUCUUAGUUUUAACCAUGGUUUUUAUUGCCAUUGGUGUUGGAGUGACGUGGGGGACUUACCAUAUAGCAGUGUCGAAAGGGGGAAUGUAUGUUGUGUACGUUGGAGCGUUUCUGAUUGCCUUGAUCUUAUUUAUUCGAAGCAUCUAUUAUUGGACGAUGAAAGUCAGCGUGAUAGAAGGUCCCAUGUAAUUAGCUCUUUUGUGUCAUUCGAAAAUCGGUCUUGCGUUUACGUUAGCGUUUUCUUUUCAAUAUUUUCCUUUCUUUUCACAAUGAUGUAAAAUAUGAUUUGGUUAUGAUGGUAAGGAGGGGGGAUAUGCAUAUAUCGCAUUCGAAGAAUGGUAAAACAGAAGUACGUUUGAUGCGUAGGACAUUCCAGGUUCGCAUUGGUUAUUUUACCUUUAAUUUGGCGCCUCCAAUUCUUGAUUCAACUUGCAAUUUCUCCUUAUCAACAAUUUAAUUGUUUACCACCCUCUCUUCUGAAAUUUCCCUAUUUUACAUAGCGCUCGGUCGAUAAUAUUUGCAUUUCCUUUCGGAACUCUGAGAUAUACAUCUAUUGUAACAGUCACAUUACGAUAGAGGAUAUUAAUCCAUGAAGCAGGCCUUAUGUCAUUGAGUGGGCCAAGGUUAAAACUGAAUAAAAAAAAACCUAAUGGCUUCCAUACAAGCACUCAAUUCGUUUACCGCUAGUAGUACUCCUAGAACCUGAAGUCUCGUCCUUCGGCGAUCGAGAAAAGCUCCUUUCAGUGAUUUCAUUUGUUUUCUCUGGUCUAAAAAAUUUAUUAAUAAUAUGUGAAGGGCUCUGCCUCGUGUAUAUUUGCGGCAGAUCAAGGGAGUAGGCUUCAUUACGGGAUUAAACGUUCUAGAGAUAUCCGUGAGUGUUGCGAGUUGGAAUACGUCUUGUUUUGAAUAAAUGCGCAUAGACUCUU
Daphnia pulicaria is the source of this 1589-nucleotide messenger RNA. Its product is annotated as type 2 phosphatidylinositol 4,5-bisphosphate 4-phosphatase-like. Gene Ontology annotation, molecular function: phosphatidylinositol-4,5-bisphosphate 4-phosphatase activity. The transcript has 7 exons. Gene Ontology annotation, biological process: phosphatidylinositol dephosphorylation. The coding region runs from base 115 to 852 and encodes 245 amino acids. NCBI's taxonomy places the organism in Eukaryota, Metazoa, Arthropoda, Branchiopoda, Diplostraca, Daphniidae. The record is from RefSeq and is a predicted model, not a curated record. Gene Ontology annotation, cellular component: lysosomal membrane; late endosome membrane; plasma membrane.